Molecule: messenger RNA, 1323 nt
Organism: Panicum hallii
Lineage: Eukaryota; Viridiplantae; Streptophyta; Magnoliopsida; Poales; Poaceae
Product: rRNA-processing protein UTP23 homolog
Exons: 5
Coding region: 151-984 (277 amino acids)
Cellular component (GO): small-subunit processome; nucleolus
Molecular function (GO): small ribosomal subunit rRNA binding
Source: RefSeq, a predicted model, not a curated record
AGAUUGAAGCAAAGCCUGCCCUAACUCGCCGCUCUCCUGCCCCGUCGUUCACCACCGCCUCCACCGACCUGUUCCUGACGCCGCCCGCCGUUCCCCUCCCUUCUUCUCCGCUGCCGGCUGCCGCCACCUGCUCCCAACUGAGCGGCCAGGAUGCGGGUUAAGAAGCGUUCGAAGAACCGCAAAGCGGUCAAGUUCUAUUCCACCUGCUUCGGCUUCCGCGAGCCCUACAAGGUCCUCAUCGACGGCACCUUCGUCCACCACCUCAUCACCCAGCGCCUCCUCCCGGCCGAUGAGGCACUCCGCGACCUCCUCUCGGCCUCCAGGACGCCAGCCCUCUUCACCUCCAAGUGCAUCGUCGCAGAGCUCAGGCGACUCGGCAAGUCACAUGCUGAAUCCUUCGACUCCGCUCAGCUUCUCGCCACAACCAAGUGUGAGCAUGACAAGGUUGUCAGUGCAGUGAAUUGUGUCCUAUCACUGAUAGGUGAUAAAAAUCCUGAGCAUUUCUUUGUUGCCACCCAAGACGCUGAUCUCCGGGAAAAGCUAAGAGAGAUUCCUGGGGUUCCUGUAAUAUACGGACUGAAGAACUCCUUAUUUAUAGAGCAACCCUCUGUUCAGCAACGCAAGUUUGCUCAAUUGGACGAGGAGAAGCGUCUCAAUAUGGAUAUAUCUGAGUAUAAGAAGUUAAUGAAGGCUGCUUCAGAAGGAAAGACAACAGCUAGUGAAAAUGGAAGUGACGGAGAACAACACGAGAGGCCUAUCAGUUCUCUUGUAAAAAAUGCACUUGGUGUUGCAGAUAAAAGCAAGUUUAAAAGAAACAGAGCAAAGGGUCCAAACCCACUCUCCUGCAAGAAAAAGAAACCAAAGCCCCAGCCCUCAGCUAUUCAAAAUCAGGGGGCUACGGUUGAUGGUGAGGCAAAGAGAAAGAGGGUUCGUAAGCGGAAGAGAAGCCAGAAAGAUAACAAACAAGCAGAGACGACGAGCUAAAUGGGCUUGCAUACUAAGUUUCAUUUCUCUUGCUGCGUCUCCAUCUUGACCCCUGAGGCCUGAACCAGAACUUAAGUCAAUUAGGGGAGACUUCAUUUGGGGGGUGGGGGGACUUUGAAGACGUAUCUCCCACAAGAUUCAGGAUGUUAUGCAAUGCCAUGCCAAACUCCUAUGCUGACGAUGUUCCUUGCAAUGUAGUACUUGAUUGUUUGCAGUAAUCAUAAUCUCUAGAGGCUGUAGCUGGAAAUUUUUUGCAGCAAUAUACUACAUAUGCCAAACUGCCAACAGUUUUCCAAGCGCCUGUUUGCCUGGCUAUGCAAUCCCAUUCGUUAACCGUAA